Molecule: messenger RNA, 5782 nt
Organism: Schistosoma intercalatum
Lineage: Eukaryota; Metazoa; Platyhelminthes; Trematoda; Strigeidida; Schistosomatidae
Source: the annotation of a GenBank genome assembly
ACUUCCGACGUUAGUACUGACCUUGAAGUCCAUAAACAAUUCUUAGGCAGUAGUGGAGGUAGUUCGGGUAAAGUCUGUAUGACUUUUACAAAGUAUGGGUUGGUCACAUAAAGCUAAAACCUUAAAGAGUUACGGUGAACAAUAAGUUUCGAAGUGACUAGUAAAUUACUAAUUACAAUAAGUCUAAAUGGUUGAGGACAGCUGAUAGUAGAUACAAGGCUUAAGAUGUAUAAAUAUUUUUUAGCUAUACUUACGAACAAUUUUGUAGACAAUUCUUUGAUUUCAGAGUACUGCCGUGUUGUAGGACAGGCUCUCAUUCGGAACCAGCCUGGACUUCUAGUAUUUACUGUCUAUGAACUCCAGUUAGAUAAUAACUAUAAAAACUAGUAUUUAGAAUUCUUCAUUGGUCAGAUCGAUCCCUUUGUGGCUAUCACAAGGUGUUUCCUGUCCUUUCUUAAGUACGAAAACUGUCGGUGUUCGAGAUCAAUUAGGUAGGGUUUGUACAACACCUAGACUAGUAGACGUUGCAAGUAGCCGUGCUGUUGAAACUGGUUUAUCAUCUUUAAAAACUCUGAGUUAAUCUAUCAGAGUGAUUUUUCACGUCGCUAGGGUUUUUGAAUGUAUGCUGCUUUGCUCCACUAGCCCUAAAGUCUGGUUUGUGUGUACUUGUCGACGAUCGGCUCAUAACUACUCAUACUAAAGGUAUUUAGUGAUAUGUUUGUAGAUUUGUGCUAUGUAUUUCGAUUUGUUAUAUUAGUCUGUUCGUUAAAGCAUCUAAGUAUGGUUGACUUGUAGUGCUUUGGGUUAACGUAGCUGAAUAAGAUGGAUCUAAUCUCAUUCAUUAGAUAAGCUUAGCAUCUGGAACACUAGUCAGCACCAUCGAGACUGUUACAAUAUGGUAUGCUGCGCUGAAACAAUCCCAUAAGUUCAAAUACACCUUUUUAUCUUGUUUCCUUGAACUUCAUGUGGUCGAAUAUUUCGCCACAUUCUUUAGCACAAAUUUAUUCAAGUACCUGAAAGUUAUGUUAAUUCAGCAUUGAUUGGUAAUAUCACGGCAGAUUUCAGCACUCGAUGAAGUGGAAUAAUUCGGAUGCUAAAUGUUUGAAGAUCAGAGUAACACUGCAUGAGUCUGAGUUGGAGUUUAACAUAUCGCCUAAAAGCACAGGAAAAUACCUCUUCGAUCUAGUCUGCAGUACAAUUGGCUUGAGAGAGACGUGGUAUUUCGGAUUACAAUUUUAUAGCUUCUUUCCAAAUGGAAGAAUGCAACUUUCUCACUGGCUUAAAUUAGAUAAGAAGAUUGUUUCACAAAAACCAGAAGAUAUCUCUAAGUCUCUUUGCUUCUUUUUUCACACCAAAUUCUUUCCUGAAGAUGUUGAACAGGAACUAAUACAAGCUACAACUCGUCGUCUGUUCUAUUUAAGUGUCAAAUCCACCAUUUUAAAUCGAAGCGAAUCCAAUAUGAAUGGAAAUUGUUUUGGCGAUCUUUGUCCGUCCCUCGAUGUGGCUAUUCUUCUUGCCUCAUUGGCUUCUCAGGCAGAGUACGGUGAUCUUUGCGAGGAAGAGCUUAGUGAUACAGAGGAACUCACAUACUUACCGCGCCGUAUUCUCAGAUUAAUCCCAGCUCAACUAUGGACCCAAAUACAGUCCACUCAAGGUGUAACACAGAAGUUUCGGGAACAUUAUAAAUCCCACAAGGGAAUGAAUCGCGACAAAGCGGAACUUCAGUAUCUCAAGGUAGCCCAGAUGCAUAACCUUUUUGGGGUGGAUUUUUUCCCUAUUGUCUAUGCUCGGAUGAAGUUUCCUCGAACUUUAAGCUCGACACAGAACGAAUCAACUCUUUGGGACAACACUAAUCAAUGUCACACAAAUGCUUGGCUUGGUGUUACAGCAGCAGGUCUUCAACUGUAUGGAAAGUGUCAACGUGAUCCACCUCAAUUUACAUUUCCUUGGAAUAUGAUAAAAAAUGUUUCAUAUCGCGAACGCAAAUUUACGAUCAAGUUGACCAGUACCUGUCGUGGAACCAACAAACCUAGUCAAAAUACAUCUGUCCCUACCUUAUUGAACGAAACCAGAGGACCAGCUGUUAUUUCAUCAAAAGCAAGUCAGCCCAAUCGUAGUCCUCUUAUUAGUAUCACAGGCCAAGCUUUUGUUGGCGUUGCUGUAGGUUCUAGUGCAGGAGGUAGUGGGACGUCUGCCGCAAGCUUACCUAGCACUCCAAUAUCAGCUCGUCUUAUCCCUUCAGUUCCACUUGUUUCUCCUAAUUUACUUGAUACGUCUGUUAACCUUUCAUCUCCAAGAGCUGUUUCCAAGUUUGAAUCAUGCGAUACUGCACAACAACUGGGUGCUUCAAAAGGCUUCAAAGGUCGUGCUAAAGUUCUUGAACUAGGUUCACGCUGCAUUCCUGGUUUAUCAAUCAAAUCCUCUCGUUACUCUGCUAAUGAAUUCGCAGUUACUAGGACUAGUGUGAAUUGUCUUCGUGGCCCUAGGGUUCAGUCUGCGGAAAACAAUGUCUCGCUGCCGUCGAAAAGUUUGCUUAAAUCGUCUAAUCUGAAUUCUGAGACUGUAUUAAUCAGUGUUGUUGAAGUUUGGUUGGCAGACCCAAACCAAGCUAAAACAGUUAUGUCUAUGUGUGCUGGUAACCACUCACUGUUCAUGAGACGUCGUCAGCCGGAUAGCAUUGAGGUCCAGCAAAUGAGAGCACAAGCAAGAGAAGAGAGAGCCAGACGAGAGGUUGAAAGAGCACGACUGGCAAAAGCACGUGCAGAAAAAGCUGAGGCUUUAGAAGCUAAAUCAGUUUUAGAGGCUCGGUGUGCUCAACUUGAAGAGGCACUAAUACAUCAGCAAAAGCGCCAAAACCCUUACACCUCUGAUAACCAUAAUCGUUUGAUCGAUACCUAUGUAGCCAAUUCGACCUCCACUCAUACUUCUCAAUGUAUAUCCACUCAAUACAACUGUAAAGUUGCUUUCAGUCCCACGAGGAAAGAAAAUCAAAAAGACGAUGAAAUGGAUGGUAUGCAUAUAUCCCGAACGUUGAAUGACGAUGAUGAUGACCAGAAAUCUAUUUCUAAUCCCACUGUAGAUAAUGAUAAAACUACUAGUGAUAUGAAUGGUGACCGAUGUGGCAACUACUUUGAUGACUAUAGUUUCUAUCCACCAGUAACCAAUUUGGAUGGAUACCCAGUACAUCAUGGAAAAUCUUGUGAUGAUGGCAUUCAGACAGACCAAAAUAAUUUGGUUUAUACUGACCCUCUAUAUCCAAACAUUCCAGCAAAUUCCUUCCCUGUCUGUUCUAAGUAUACUGACCAUCGAUUUGCUCCGGGUUCAGUAUCUGUUCCUGUAACACCUCACGUUAAACGCACAGAAGUGAUACUCGAUCGGGGUGCAGAUUAUUACCUGCAGUCAUCCAUGUGGCCGUUUGAGUCAACUAGCUGUCCAGUAGAUCUACAUAGCGAACAUUCUGUUUAUAAGACUCAUUCGAACAAAAAGGUGGUUUUGUAUCCAUCUUAUUUGGUUACCAAUCUUGGUCCAGUGUAUUCUGAUGGUACUUUCUGUGGCAUCGCCAUUAAAUCUUUAUUGUCUGGAAAUCAUUGUCUAACUGGUGAAAUACCAGUAGUAUCUGUCGGGGAUUCCAUUUCCAAAGAACCGGAAACCUCCUUCUCUCCGUUUGUUAUUGUCCCAGGUAGCUUGCCUGCUCUUCACAAUGAUGAAGUUUUAAAUUCAAAAUCUCGUACCAGACCAACAGAUGUCUCUCAUUGUAAUCAUAAUCCGUGUUCUUGUGCAGUAAUGUCAACUGAACACCAACCACCGACAGUCUGUCACAUACACUCUCCACCUCAAACAAUUAUUCGUGAGGUUUCUUAUACUGUGCCAACGAAUGUUCUGAGACACCCACAGUACUGUUCACCAAACUGUCAUGUUCAGUUCGUUCCACACGAUCCUGUAGAUCGCAGCCAAUAUAUGUAUUCGAGUCCAUCUCUGGCUGCAAUACUUUCUCCUAUUGUUACUCAACGUUUGCAUCGUCGAAUUUCCCAUCGUCCACAGCCUAGUCGUGGCUUACAGCGACAGCAAUCGCAGCCGAAAAGCCCUAUAUCAUCUGACUCAGUUCAUAUUCCCGUAAUAGAACGUUCGACAAGUUACAUGCAAAUACCCUACUCAGAAAACGACUGUGGAUUAGCGUCUACAGAGGAGUUUAAUUUGACGAACAAGCACUUUUUAUCCCGUCCUACUGAUCGUGGCUGUUCCUUUCAAUAUCCACCUUGUUCCACAAACGUUCAUUCGAAAUACCAUGACUUUCAGACAGGUAACUUUUUGAUCUUUGCAAUAGCAUUUUGUCAUGUCUUUAUUGUUUCACUUUAAACUCAAACCAUUUGGAUCCGUUUAAACGUAUUCAGUCAUUAAAAAGUAUCAUUAACUACCGAAGUAUUAAUGUGUUUAGUACAUAUCUUUAUGUAGGUUCUUGUAACUUUUAAUUUGAAAAACUUUAGCAUAAAUGUUAGAAAAAUUUAAUUAUGCACUUUAGUACAACAAGUGAGUCACAUUUUAGGUUCGCACGAUUCUAUUUGCUCACUAAAUUUUAUGUAACUUAUGUAAUAAAUUGAUCUUAUCUCAACUGCAGACUUUCAUUCUAUCUCCAGGUAUUAAUAGCUCAUGGAAGUUCAAACGUUUGUGUUUGGUAUGUGAUUAGUGGUGUCUGUCUGUUCGUUUAAAAUCUGGUGUGUUUUUUUUUAAAUUUGUUAUCACUGUUUUUUCCACUUUAUUGCUUUUGCUUGUAUCACUCUAAUCUGUUUUGUUUUGUAACAAGAAUCAGAGUUUUGGUUUACUAUCACAGUUAAACUAAUGAUUUCUGCUUAUUUCAUGUGUCAAAGCUACGUGAUAAUUUGAGUUCAUCAUUUUAGUAAUGAAGUUCGCUACAAUUAUUUUUUAGGUCGCAAAUAUCCUAAGGAAGUUUAUCCGAAUCCACUAUUAUAUUAUCAAUUUCACUCUCCUACAACAAAUGAAUAUCUUCGCCGUGCUGCUAGUCUUGACGUUUCAUCUGGAAAUAAUGAUCUUUUGUGGAAUAUAGCACCUCGUGAAUUGUUAUCUCGAACAAGUGAACGUAAUGAAGAUGAGAAUGUCUAUCUAUUCGAAUCAAAUCCUCCUUAUUCUCAACGCAGUUUCUUAACAAAUCAGUUACAGGAGGAAAGAGCUCACUUUGCAUUCCUUCAAACACAAUUUUCACGCCAGUUGUGUGAUACGUGGGGAUAUUUAAAAGCCGCUCGUGGUCAGCAAGCUGAUAAAUUAUGCGAUUCGGCAAUCCACGCGAUUGGAAGCAAUAUUUACAAUAAUCCUUCUUCCUAUGGUUGUGAACUGCGAUGUGAUCCGGCUGGCGCUUCGGAUGGUGCAUCCACUGGUGGUGGCAACAUAUGCAGCAUGUGCAGUUCUAGUGCAUAUGAUGGGCACGAUCAUCUUCACGACACGAGUCCUGACCAUCAUUUCUACGAACCGUACUCACAAUUAAACCAAGAUAUUUCAUCACCUGAUGACUCAGGUGUUAAUAAUUUAAGGUUGAUGAUCAGUGGUGGAAGGUCCGAGAACAAAUUAGAAGGCAAUGCUAAUGCGUUAUAUCAAGAAUUGCAGUCUAGUGCGCAGUCACGAUACACCUAUAUGAACUUAUACACACAGUCAACGAAAGCCUUCUGAAUUCAAAUCCAUAUACACUUCUAACCCUUUCAAUUUGUUUGCUGCAUUCAUCAUUCUUGUUUCCGUAAAGCUUUGCUGUAUAUAAAAGACGACUUCACUAUGC